Branchiostoma floridae (Florida lancelet) is the source of this 4557-nucleotide messenger RNA. Its product is annotated as sorting nexin-25-like. The transcript is spliced from 5 exons. Gene Ontology annotation, molecular function: phosphatidylinositol binding. NCBI's taxonomy places the organism in Eukaryota, Metazoa, Chordata, Leptocardii, Amphioxiformes, Branchiostomatidae. The record is from RefSeq and is a predicted model, not a curated record. The coding region runs from base 165 to 2684 and encodes 839 amino acids. Gene Ontology annotation, cellular component: early endosome membrane; intracellular membrane-bounded organelle.
AGGUUGUUUUGAUGCCCUCGAAUCUUGUGACAGGUGACCUCAGAUGACCCCGUUGUAGCUCCCAGCUGGUUCUUUCGACCUCAGUCAGUCAUGCAAGAAGUAACGGAACAACAUUAGGUUUAGAUAUAUGAGUUAUUCUUUCCCUUGUCUUCCUUGAAAGAAGGAUGGCAUCCAUCCUCAUCAUUUCAUUGGCUGUUGCCAUGGCAGCAGUGCUCCUCCUCCAAUGGAGCUGGCUCCAGACCAUGCUGUCCAUCUUCCUCUAUGUGGUAGUCUCACUCGCAGGCUUGGUCCUGGGCCUCGCCCUGGUAGUCUCCAAAGGGAAACAAACCCGCGUAGUACCUCCUGCAUACCAGCCUAACAUGGCAAACAUCUUGCUUACCAAGAUGAUGGAAAGAGACAGAACAAAACGCGCCACUUCCUCGCAGAGGACCGUAGUUUCGCGUAACGUGGACCAAGCCCUGAAGGAAGUCUUCGACCUGGUGUUGCGAGACUACGUCGUCGUGUGGUUCGAAGAAUUGUGCCGAAGCCAGGCGCGCUUCAAGGAUCUUCUCAUGGAAGACAUUUGGUGCGUUGUCGGGAACAGUAAAAUCAGAUUGGCUAAUUUGGACAUUGUGAGGCUUCUGACCUACGAUGUUGUGAACAAGCUGUGCACGCACUUUCAGGAUUUGAGUUUGUCGGAGGUGAAGCCGGGACUGGACCUCAGCGCCCCCUUUCUGUUGCAGUCAUACCUGCAGAGCGAGGAGAGGGAGGUGUCGUUCCUGAGACAUUGCAGCGAGGUGUUGUUGAUAUGCCUACUGCCAGCACAACAUGCCAGGUGUAACAGUGUUAGGUACCUGCUCAGGGAGGUGCUCGCCUGUCAGGUAUUUAAACAGGUCAUUGACCUCCUGUGUGACCCUGACUACAUCAACCAGACACUGCUGAACUUCCUGCAGUACCGGGAGAAACUGGCAGAGGAGCACAACAAGGCCUACAUGUAUGCUGCAACCUACGAGGAGUUCGUCAAGAUGAUCAACCAGACUAAGGACAUAGAAGCACUGAAGGAGAUCAGAUAUCGUACCAUGACAGAGAUUAUGCAGGUCACAGCUCUGAUCGAUCAGGUCACGGGGGACCACGAGAGUCCCUCCUCGGGGAAAAAGAAGAAGGUGAAGAACCUGCGAAGGUACCUGAACCAGUGCACGUACGCCAAGGCCUGCUGCGAGAAGAGGAUCCACCUUCUAGGAGGUCCUGAGUACAAAUCCUACGAGAUAAAAGAAGAGGAAGAAUCAGAUGUCGUUGAUAGCUUACACCAAGAAGAAUUGAAGGAAGAAAGCCUAUAUGUCCAAGACGAUCUACAAGGUGGUGAAUUUCAGCACAACACAUCAGGAACAUGGGAAGAGAUGAGCGAAAAGGAUGAAACAGAUUCCUCCGCAGGUGAACAAGGCUUCAACGAUCCGCAGGCAAAGCUAGAGCGCCUCGACGAGAAACUCACCGCAAAGCUUCAGGAGUUGCGCGAUGCGAAGGAUGCUCUCCGUCCGGACGGCAAGGCCAUUGCAAAGAUCGAGCACGAGGUCAACGACAUGAAGACGGAGAGACGCCAGCUUGAGUUCCACAUCGAGCGGACGGACCAGUGGUGGGAUAUGAUUGGUCGAUGGAGGGCCAACAUCUGCAACGCCGAGUUCAUCGUGAACGAGGAAAAGAUUGAGCCGGUCUUUGUAAUCGUUGUCCACAUCUCGGGUGCCAUUGCUAGUACAGACGAGUCCACCACCACGGGAUGGGUCGUCAUGCGAAACCUUUCGGACUUCCACGCCCUUCACAAGAGGCUGAAGGAGUAUCGUAGCUGGCUGCGCGAAAAGGACCUCCCCUCCAAGCGAUGGUUCCGGGCUACAGACAAGGCCUUCUUGGAUAAAGCUCGUACAAUGCUGGAAGCGUACCUCAAUGAGGUCCUUGCCGAUGACACCCUCUGUCAAAGUCAAGUCCUUUUCUCCUUCCUCAGCCCAAGCCCCGACCACCUCAAGGGAAGCGUACGAGACAAGAAGACUCGAUUCUCCAUCACCACCCUUCUCAAGAACCUCCCAGGAGGAGACUUGCUCAACAAGCAGGCAACGGUCCAUGACGGCGAGGAUCUCGAAGAUGCCAUAGAAGACGGGGAAGGCCGCGACGGGAAAGACUCCAUCGCAGAACCGCUCUACACCCUAUUGGGCGAGAUAUUCGAGCUAAGAGGAGUCACCAAGUGGUUGAGAAGGACUUUGAUAGCGUUCGUUCAGGUCACGUUUGGAGCAAGCAUCAACAAGCAGGUGAGAGAGAGUGUGGAGUGGCUGUUCUCGGAGCCCAUGUUGGUGUACUACAUCCAGCUGUUGAGGGACUCUCUGUGGCCAGGAGGCAAGCUUGCACCUGCUGCACCAAACAGGACAGAAGAGGAGAAACUGCAAACAAAGCAACAGGUCAAACAGAAGCUCCUCGACAACAUGCCCGACAUGCUGCAGAGUCUGGUGGGGCAGCAGAACGCCCGCAGGGGGGUGGUCAAGGUGUUCGAGGGUCUGCAGGACAGGACCAUCAACAAGCACCUGUUCUACGUGCUGCUGGAGAUGUUCCUGGUGGAGGUGUGUGUGGAGCUCGGGGAUCCGCAGCUGUUAGCGCAGGUGGCAGAGGCGGCCAGGGUCCAGUCGGAAAACAUGGUCAGCACCCAAGAAGAAGAACCUCUUUAAAAAACAGCAGAAAUUUGUGGUAGAAAACAUUGCUGACCGAAUUUCACCAUGUCAAGCACCAAAUAUGUGAGGUGUUGUACUAGAGGGUCAACAGUCCAGUGGAGGAAUCUGGGGCUCCCCAGGGGAAAGUUUGAAAUUUUGACCUUCUGAAAUGCUAUUUCCUGCAUUUUGAGUGGGUAAUUUUUCUGGUUGCCUAAGCUAAGUUUAAUGACAUCUCUUAAUUGAAAUAACACACAAGGGUUUUGGCUUAAUUUUCUUGGGGCGGGGGGCAGCCGAUCCCCUACCCCCAAUGUGCCGCCGCCACUGAUUACAGCCCAGGUGGUCAAGGUGUUUGAGGGCCUGCAGGACAAGACCAUCAACAAGCACCUGUUCUAUGUGCUGCUGGAGAUGUUCCUGUUGGAGGUGUGUGUGGAGCUCAUGGAUCCGCAGCUGUUAGCACAGGUGGCAGAGGCGGCCAGGGUCCAGUCGGAAAACAUGGCCGGCACUCAAGAAGAAGAACCACUUUAGAAAUACAUCUCUGAGCAGAUCGCUACUGGGGCUAGUAAUAUCAAGUUGGCUAGCAAUCUCCAUUUGCCCCACUAGUCAAUUGUAGAACGGGAGCAGAGGCGGCAGCAGAAAAUUUUGUACGAGGGGGGUUAGAUAUUGCUUACCCAAUUUUACCAUGUUGAGUACUGAAUGCCAAAGACAUUGCGCCAGAGGCUCGACAGUCCUGUGGAAGAGUCCAGCGCUGUAUCAUCCCUUUCACUGUGUCCGAAUUUUGACAUAUCUUGACCUUCUGAAAUGCUAUUUCCUGCAUUUUGAGGGGCAAAUUUUGCUGGUAGACUAGAGUAAGCUAAGUAAUGACAACUCUUAGUGAAGGAAUACGCCUGAUAAGAUUGAUAUUUUAAGGGGGAACCCCCCGGUGCACACCCCCACCCCCAAACUUCAACUUGUGCUGCUGCCACUGAUAACAGCCUUGGCCUAUUAGCCUACUAUCUGACCUUCUGGAUGCGUACAUGUUUUAUAAGUGCCAGCAAGCUGUUAGCCAAUCAUAUUCUUCCCUCCUUCUGUUGAAAGUCAAGUUGCCAACCAAUCACAUUGCUUCCUAUGGUCAAUAGGCAAUGUGAUUGGCUGGUGACUCUCUCUUGUGUAGCCGAUAAUGGAAUACCAAAGAGUUAUGUAAAUAUUGAAUAAAUGUAUGUGUUGCACAGUAUGAUAAUGCCUUGCUGUAACAUUGAAAUUGAAAGACUAAGUCUACCAGGAUAACUUUAAAAUGCAUAAGAGUAGGUUGAAUAAUUAAGUCAAGUUAUACACCUUCAGAGUUUAUAUUCAGGGCUCAUAUCAUAUUAGUAAUCAUUUAGUUAUUUGUUUACUUGUUAAUAAUCAUGUUCACAAAAUCUAUAGUUAGCUCGGUGUAGAAUGCAGUAUAGUAUACACUAGAUACACAUGUAUUAAGUGUUACUACAUUGCUAGUACAUGUAUCAAGUUUUGGCUUCUUGUCUCAAACAAUAUAACUUAUUAUAACUUGUUAUGUCUAUAUACAAUAUAUGUCUAUAUAUUUUCCUUACACAAUUGCAUGUAAGUUGUGUUCAAAGCCAAAUGUUUCUGGUGCUUGAAUGAAAAUUGUAAAUAAUAAGUUCUUCAAUACACUUACUGCAAUGUUUUAAGUUAUAUAAAGAGUGCAAUGAAUUGGAAUGGAGAGUGUUGAAUGUUCAUUCAAAGCUAAGUAAGAUGCAAGAAAAGAAUAGUUUCAAAGAAGGCUACAUCCUUUCUUUCACUACUGCUAGGAAAUUCCAAACUGUUCAUGUGGAAAAACAAGAGUUAUGAGUUUAUUGAGAUACCCUUUAGCUCAGAAAAACAACAUGUUUCAAUAAUAAAAUGGCAAUCCAGCUUC